This is a messenger RNA of Symsagittifera roscoffensis, 2202 nucleotides long. RefSeq lists its product as uncharacterized. The transcript is spliced from 2 exons. Bases 1 to 2202 code for a protein of 733 amino acids. NCBI's taxonomy places the organism in Eukaryota, Metazoa, Xenacoelomorpha, Acoela, Convolutidae. The record is from RefSeq and is a predicted model, not a curated record.
AUGGAGGGAAAGGGAGAGAAGUCGUAUGGAGAGGACUUAGGAGCGUUGGAGAGAGACUUGCUGGAAUACCAGUUUAGUGAAGACGACGACGGGGAAGUCGAUGGGAAUCUAUUGCUGAUGACACCAUCAUCUUUCAUGUCCCAUACAAAGGAGGCACCGGCCAGCUUAUCUCCAGUGGACCCAUUAAGCCUGGCAAUGGACUACCGGAGGAGCGACCUACAGAAACUGCUCCAUGAGUCACCAAGGAGGAGGAAGAUUGAGGAGAAUAUGAGGUUAUCUUUCCUGAGCACGCUACCGGAAGAGGAGUGGGAAAGAUACCAGAGUGAACUUGAACAGGCCAAUGUCACGGGGGAGGGGAAAGGGGAAGCAGACGGAGGUGCGACAAGAGAGAACCAGGGGGACUCAAAGAGGGCACAACAGAAGAGCAAGGGACGAAAAGCCGCGAUGAUAGCCCACCAAAAGAGCCUGAGAUGGAGCAGGCCAUGCUGGCAGGCCGAAAAGGAGGUACGGGUAGCAACCUGGAACGUACAGGCCAUGAGCGUGAAUGGGAAUCAGUCAAAGCUGAAAACGUUGGUCAAAAGAAGCAAGGAAAACGGAUGGAAAGUGGUGAUGGUGACAGACAGCAAUGCAGAAUGCAACGGACACUUGGAAAUCGACGACUGGACAUUCAUUCAUGGCCGGAAGACAGGCAUUUUGCUCAACCCCGAAUGGUCGACGAGAUGGCGAUUAGACGGAAGCACGUGCAGCCACUCAAACCGAAUUAGCAAUGUCACAUUUGGAGAUUGGACCAUAGUAUCUGCGUACGCACCGACGUCACUGAGGAGGGAUAAAGAGGAAAGACAGCUGAUCUGGCAGGAUCUGGAGGGUGUAGUCUCUACAGUGCCAACGAGAAGCUUCCUCUUAUUAGGAGGAGACUUCAACGCGCAGAUUGGCAGGAGGAUACAAGAGGAAGACGAAGAGGAGAGCGCAACUGGUAGGUUUGGAUUAGAGGCGGACACGCACACUGGAUCGCAAAUGAGAGAGUGGUUACAGUUCAACGGGUUGUGUUACUGGAACUCUUUCUUUGGCCAGAAGAAACGAGGCUCGUGGCUUCGAAGGAUGAGCGGAAAGUGGUACGAAUUGGACGGCUUUGUGGGGCGCCUUUCCCAGAGAGCCAAGGUGAAGAGAGUGCGAACAAAGAGUGUCCAAUUUUGCACACCGGGUACGGACCACCUGCCAAAGGAAGCGACGAUAGUAACAGAGAAUACAAAAAAGGUGUACAAGAAAACAGCCAGAAAGGUGAACAUAGAAAAAUUACAUGGGCGCUGGAAUGACGAGGAAGUCAAACAGAGGAGGUUUGAAUUUGAGGAGGCGAUGCAACAUCAAAUGAUGGGGGAACAGCCGAAAACCUGGGAGGCAGUUGCUCAAGUUGCGCAAAAGGUAGCGGAAGAGAAACUAGGAGUGAGAGCACGUCAAGUGGAUGAGCCAUGGCGGGUAAUGCAUGAAGAUGAGCUCAAAUCGAUGGCGGCAAAAAGACAUGAAUUUCUGGAAAGGAUGAGAGCUGAAACGGGAGCCGAAGCAGUCCGACUUUUUGGAUUGAUGGGAGAAAUGAAGAAGAAGAUCCGGAAGAAAAAGAGACAGUGGGAAACAGAAUACUGGGAUACUGUGAUUGAGGAAUCGUUACAGGCCUCACGCAGAGGAGACUUAGGAGCAAUGUACAGCAUUCUCAAUAGGCUGGGCUCUAGGUCGGCCAGUAGAGCACCACAGUCGACUAACACUAACCUAUUUAUGCCAGAGCAAUGCAAGCAGCACUAUGAUAAAAUCAGUGCAACGCGGGAAGAAGUGAGCAGAGAUGCGAUAGACCGCGUGUCCAGGGCAUGGGACGAAGCUUGGGCCGACUACUUGGAUGAGGUACCAGGAUAUCAAGAGAUUGAAACAGCAAUAGUCAACACCAAGAACAAGGCGGGUGGGAAAGACAAUGUCAGGAUUGAGUAUAUUAAGUAUGGAGGUCAGGCCAUUGUGGAAGCCACGAUACAAUUGGUAAAACAGAUAUGGACUAAGCCUGCGGAACAGUGGGAAAACCUAGUGAAAGUCGGGAUUCAAUGCUUUCUUUAUAAGGGCAAAGGAGACCGAGCGAGCCUAGACAGCUACCGAGGCGUAGUACUCCUACCAAUGUUAUCAAGGAUUGUGGCCAGAAUUUGCGCGAGCAGGCUGGGCAAAUGA